GAUCGCUUCGAAUCUCAUUAUCAACAGCCUUUCGAGAGCUCAUCCGAGCUCGCGUAGACUUGGGAAAGCAGAACGCGUGUCGGAUUCAUUCGCUGGGUUUCCCCCGUUUCUCCGACUCGUCCCGAGUCCCGGGUUCGCGAACAGCUGUCCCGGCGCCUCGUGCGCACGUCACUUCCACCUCUGAUCAUCGCGUGGCGAAAUCCCAAGGUCCACGCGCGGGUCGGUCCAUGACCAAAGAUCAAAGGUGGUCGAAAUGCUUGACGUGUGUCGCGGAGUGUCGGCGCGGCGCGAAUUCAGUCAUUCGUCGAUCGUUUCGAAGCCCACCUUCCGAUCUCUUCUUCUCGCUUUUAUGCAACACGCAAACCCUAUCCUUUAUACCUCGACGCCACGUACACGGCACACUCGCGAGUGAGACUUGGUGGAGAAGUGCGACGCAGAGAAGAACAGACGGUACGCGCGCAUACACAUUCACACCUAUAUAUAACGCGGACACUCACAUCAUUCUUCAUACCGACACUCUUGAAUCGUGCGUAGUGAUAAUUUCCUCUCCCGCGAUCGCGUGGUGGGAAAAGCGUACGACAGCCGGCUGGAAGUGAUCUCGGUGAGCAGGAAAGUGGCGAAGAGGAACUGCAGUCGUUUUGUCACGAAACUCGUUAGUGUCGAUUAAUCCGCAUCGCGCACAGAGAAGCAUCUCGCCGGGUGAAGUGUUGAUCUUGGAAGAGUAAGAACGACCGGAUAGAGAACCGCCACCAUGAUCGUGGACGAUAAACAGGAAAUGGAAGGUUUCUGGAUCUAUGGCGCGAUCCACGCGAUCAAGGCUCUGUCGUACGUGUACGACUUGCUGACCUUCCCCGUGUAUCUCAUACUUCAGCGACCAUGGGAGAAGCGUAAGGCUUCCAGGAGGAUCAAGGCCCGUCCAAUCUCCAAAGAUGAUAACCAGAUCACUUACAGAGGCGUCGAUUCUCCUAAAUCGAUGCACAUCAUGCUUGAACGUGAAAAAGUUGAUACUCUGGAAAAGAUACUUCUUUGCGUUGUCAAAAUGUACGGCAAUAAGAAGUGCCUUGGUACCAGACAAAUCUUAGCAGAGGAAGAUGAGCCUCAACCUAAUGGCAGAAUCUUCAAAAAGUAUAAAAUGGGAGAGUACAAAUGGAAGUCAUUUAGCGAAGUCGAAAAGUUGGCCUCUUCCUUCGGCCGAGGUUUAGUAGAACUCGGUAUGAAGCCACGUAAUAAUAUUGUUAUCUUCGCCGAGACGAGAGCGGAAUGGAUGAUAGCGGUACAUGGAUGUUUCAAACAGAAUUUUACCGUGGUAACGAUAUACGCGACUUUAGGCGAUGAAGCUAUUGCUCAUGGUAUCAACGAAACCGAAGUAGAUACUGUCAUUACUAGCCAUGAACUUCUGCCAAAAUUCAAGCGUCUGCUAGACAUGAUACCGGAAGUCAAGAAAAUUAUCUAUAUGGAAGAUCAACUCAAACCGACUAGCACCAAAGGUUACAAGGAUGGAGUGCAAUUGUUAUCCUUCGCCGAUGUUAUCGAAAUGGGCAAUAAAUCAAGUGCGAGUGCUAAUUCACCAAAGAAUGAUGAUACCGCUAUAAUCAUGUAUACGUCUGGUUCGACGGGAGUGCCGAAAGGCGUCCUUCUCUCUCACAACAAUAUCAUUAGCAGUCUAAAAGCAUUUUCCGAUGUUGUAGAGAUUAGCUCAGACGACAUUUUUCUCGGUUUCUUGCCAUUGGCCCAUGUCCUCGAACUACUGGCCGAAAGUGUGUGUCUUUUAACCGGAGUGCCCAUUGGUUAUAGCUCACCGCUUACACUGAUUGAUUCGAGUAGUAAGAUUCAGAGAGGAUCGAAGGGUGAUGCUUCCGUCCUACAUCCAACUUGCUUAACUGCAGUACCGCUUAUUCUCGAUCGAAUUUCCAAAGGAAUAAACGAAAAAGUGAAGAAAUCUGGUCCAUUUAGACAAGCUAUUUUUAAUUUUGCAUAUGAAUACAAAUUAAAAUGGACGAAACGAGGCUAUGAAACGCCUCUUUUCGACAAGUACAUCUUCGGAGCCGCGAAGCAAGUACUAGGCGGUCGUGUUAGACUUGUGCUCUCUGGAGGCGCUCCGCUCAGUCCGGAUACUCAUAAUCAAGUGAAACUUUGCCUAUGCGUCACCGUAACUCAAGGAUAUGGACUCACAGAAACGACUUCUUGCGCAACCGUUAUGGACACGUAUGAUAGAACUACCGGAAGAGUUGGAGCACCUACUACGGUUUGCGAUAUCCGGUUAGAGAAUUGGGAAGAAGCUGGUUAUCGAGUCAAAGAUCAUCCACAUCCCAGAGGAGAAAUCGUGAUCGGUGGAGACAUAGUUUCCGCGGGUUACUAUAAAUUGCCGGAUAAAACGAAGGAAGAUUUCUUCCAAGAGGAUGGCAGACAAUGGUUCCGAACAGGUGAUAUCGGCGAAUUUCAUGCAGAUGGUUCUAUCAAAAUUAUUGAUCGAAAGAAGGACUUGGUUAAAUUACAACUCGGCGAGUACGUUUCUUUGGGUAAAGUUGAGGCCGAGUUAAAGACUUGUCCUGUCGUAGAAAAUAUAUGCGUUUAUGGCGAUGCGAAUAAAGCGUACACAGUGGCAUUGGUUGUACCUAAUCAGCAUUAUUUAGAAGAAAUUGCUAAUAAUCUAGGCAUAAUUGGAAAGAAUCUCGAGGAACUCUGUAACAGUCCACAGAUCGAGAAAGCGGUACUUCAAGAACUUGUUGAGCAAGCAAGGAAAUGUAAGCUCCAAAGGUUUGAAAUACCCGGUGCGGUGAAGUUGUGUGCAGAACAAUGGUCACCCGAUAUGGGUCUGGUCACUGCGGCGUUCAAACUCAAGAGGAAAGCGGUUCAGGAACGUUAUCAACAUGAAAUUAAUAGGAUGUAUGCCUCGUGAUGUUCCGCCAUAGGAUGCACUAAAUGUUGCGUAUAAUGGGGAUUUAAAUCUAAGAAAUUACCUUGUCCAACAGACGGUACCUCGAUAAUUCAUAGAUACAUAUAAACAUUGUCAUAAACUCAUAUUUUACACUGGUCACGGUGCCAAGCUCGUGGCAAUCGCGUGUGCAAUCGUAAUGAUAAUCAAAAAAUCUCUGCAUUCUUUGAGUGAUUUUCUCGAUUCCGUCAUUUGAUUAAUGAUCCACUGACGUUUCAUCAAAUUGUCGUUAAUUCAUUUAAUUGAGUCGAGAAGUUUAUUUGUAGAACGUUGAGACCUUUUGAUCUAAAAAUGAAAGUAUCGCUUUUUUAAGGCAUUUUUUCAUUAGGUCUUCCGAGCGCGAUAAAUUUUUUGCAAUUUUACAUCGGUAUCGAUUGUUACACACGAGUCGAGUAUUUCGAUUUCGUGAUACGAAAUCGAUGGGAUUUCUUAUGUAUCACUUUCCGUAUUCACUUUACGUAUGCAUUAUCAAUGAUAAAUGGAUAUCAUAAAGUUAUAGUAGUGCGAUAUUGGAAAAAGAUAAUGGUACAAGACGAUUUUUCACUGGGAAAGUUGUCGUCAUAUUCCCUCUAUUUUUCGAUAAUUUUUCAUUAUGUCAUUCGAUUCGCGCAUUUCAGUAGUGCACCUAUCUAAUUGUUGGUGUUAAUGGGCCAGUCACGAUAUCUUUGCGAACGAGCUGGUUUCAGCUUCACAACUCGUAUGGUGUACUUAUUUUGAGUGUCAUUCAAAAUUCGUUCAGUUUUUAGAGGGGACGGAAUGUUUGAAAAGGAUCUUUCCGAAGGGUCUUUCGUUUUCUUACGAAUAAUAUAUCAUGUACAUAUAGAAAAGAAACGAAAAAAUAAGGCUGUUCGUGUUCGGCACGUAUAGAUCAAUUUCAAUAAGGAAAUUUUAAUAAUAUAUUGUGUAAAUUAAAAUUUCUCUCUCAUCGAUACUACCACUUAACAUUAUACUCUUAUACCGUCUGUCUAGUAAUUUGUCGACGUACUCUGCCUACUUUUCGAAAUAUUAAUUCAAGCAUCACAAUAUUUCUCCCAGCAACAGAGAGAAUAUUUUUGUGUAUAUGUGUAUGUGCGAGUGUAUGCGAGAGUGUUUGAUUUUCAUUGUUGUAUGCUUGUAUGCACAUAUAUGUCUAUAAGAAAAAGAUUAGGAAGUAAAACGUAUGUGAGCUUAUAAAAAAAAUCAUGUUUUACAAAUAUGUAAUUGUUCUUUACUGUUAAUUUUCCAUGCGCGUGUCUCUCUCUGGCGGUUCGAGUCAUACGACUGAAUUUAUGUAUAUUUCAAGGCAGAACUAUAUAUUUAAAAUAUUUUAAGACAUCUUGAAAUAUAUCUUGCUUCUUCAUUUGUUUGAAUAAAUGAAAUUUUGCUAC
Messenger RNA from Atta colombica, 4302 nucleotides. It is a transcript of the gene Acsl, whose product is annotated as long-chain-fatty-acid--CoA ligase 4. Gene Ontology annotation, cellular component: endoplasmic reticulum; lipid droplet; plasma membrane. Gene Ontology annotation, biological process: long-chain fatty-acyl-CoA metabolic process; long-chain fatty acid metabolic process; neuron differentiation. The record is from RefSeq and is a predicted model, not a curated record. Bases 752 to 2899 code for a protein of 715 amino acids. The transcript has 9 exons. Gene Ontology annotation, molecular function: palmitoyl-CoA ligase activity. Lineage: Eukaryota; Metazoa; Arthropoda; Insecta; Hymenoptera; Formicidae.